AUAUGGUAUAACCACCAUGAACCUACCAGCUAUAUAUAGUGUUGUUGACUUAUUUUCCAUUUCAGGCUCCUGUUGUCUUGUUAUUAUCUUGAAAAAAAUUGACUUAUUUUCCAUUUCAGUCUCCUGUUGUCUUGUUAUUAUCUUGAAAAAAAUUGACCUAUUUUCCCUUUCAGUCUCUUGUUGUCUUGUUAUUAUCUUUAAAAAAUAAAAUAUGGAGGAAGAAAGCUUAGAAAAUGGAAACAUUAACAGUCACCUGUUAGCAGAUGUUGAUUGUGAAGCUGAAAGUGAAAGUUCUGCCACUUUUAUUCUUGUGUUCAGCACUUUCAUUGCUGUUUGUGGUUCCUAUGUGUUUGGAACUUGUUUAGGAUAUUAUUCACCCGCAGAGAUUGGAAUCAGGGAUGACCUAGACCUCUCUGAAUCCGAGUACGCUCUCUUUGGCUCAAUUAUGACGGUUGGAGCCAUGAUAGGUGCAAUAAUAAGUGGAAAGACGUCGGAAAUGAUCGGUCGAAGAGGUGCAAUGGGGAUUUCAGAACUCUUCUGCCUCAUAGGGUGGCUUUCAAUACUUUGCUCCAAGAAUGUAUGGCUGCUGGACGUUGGAAGACUACUCAUAGGAUGCGGUAUCGGGCUCCUCUCUUAUGUGGUACCUGUAUAUAUAGCAGAAAUAACGCCCAAAAACCUUAGAGGAGGAUUUUCAAGUGUUCAUCAGUUCAUGAUAACUCUCGGCUCAGCAAUGACAUAUUUUAUUGGAACUGCUGUCACCUGGCGUACAUUGGCCCUUAUAGGAAUAAUUCCAUGUCUAGUACAGCUUGUUGGUUUACUUAUUGUUCCGGAGUCUCCGAGAUGGCUGGCUAAGAUUGGUCGAGAGAAAGACUGCGAAGCUGUCUUACAGCGCCUUAGAGGAGAGAGUGCCAACAUAUCUGAGGAAGCAACUGAGAUUACAGACUACAUACAGAACCUUAAACAACUCCCUGAAGACAGAAUCCUAGACUUGUUCCAGCGGAUAUAUGCUCGUUCACUCAUGGUUGGAGUUGCGCUGAUGUUAAUGCAACAAUUUGGAGGUGUUAACGGAAUUGAACUUUAUUCGAGUUCUAUAUUUGAAGCAGCAGGUUUUUCAGCUAAAGUUGGGAUUACUGCAAUGGCUAUUGUUCAGAUUCCUAUGACCAUACUUGGUAUACUAUUAAUGGAUAAAUCCGGAAGGAGACCGCUUCUACUGAGUUCUUCUGUGGGAACGUUCAUAGGCAGCUUACUCGCUGGGGUGUCAUUCUCAUUGCAGGACCAUCAGCUAUGGAAAAAAGUCACGCCGGUUCUAGUGUUUGUUGGUAUACUGGUCUAUAGCGGAUCAUUUGGGCUAGGACUUGCAGGAAUACCAUGGCUCAUAAUGUCAGAGAUCUUUCCCAUUAACAUAAAGGAUUCAGCUGGAAGUUUUGUGUCUUUGGUCAAUUGGUCUAGUUCCUGGAUUGUUACCUUCAUAUUUAACUUCUUAUUGGAACGGAGCCCAGCAGGAACAUUUUUCAUAUUCUCUAGCAUUAGCGGCUUGACUGUCCUAUUUGUGGCAAAGAUAGUACCAGAGACCAAGGGGCGAACACUCGAACAAAUUCAGUCAGUGAUGAACCCACUAACAGCUAGAAGAUGAACCUGCAGGCAUGCUUGUCCAAAGGUUAAAAAUGGUCCUGCAAUCCAGGGAUGCAAUAGUGAUUGAUCAUGAAUUGAAAAUUUCUGACAGUCAAAUCAAGAUAUGUCAAGUUUCUACGCUGCAUUACUCUCAUUUUACUGCAUAUUCUGCACAAAUCUGUACAUGGCAUGAACUAAGGAAGGGCAUAGCAGAAUUUAUCUGUCACUUCUCGUGUAUUUUAGAACUUGUUUCCUUGUUCAGGUCCUUUCUGCAAAUAUUGUAAAGUGUAUGCAUGAUGAUAAAAUGACAUAUUUGACAUUGUUGAUGCUAGAAUUUGCUCAAGAAAUAAUAUGUUGGAGUUGAUAGAUAUACAAAGG
Molecule: messenger RNA, 1989 nt
Organism: Pistacia vera
Lineage: Eukaryota; Viridiplantae; Streptophyta; Magnoliopsida; Sapindales; Anacardiaceae
Product: sugar transporter ERD6-like 5
Exons: 18
Coding region: 212-1633 (473 amino acids)
Biological process (GO): transmembrane transport; carbohydrate transport
Cellular component (GO): membrane
Molecular function (GO): sugar transmembrane transporter activity
Source: RefSeq, a predicted model, not a curated record